AUGAGGAGAGAAAACAUCCUAACCUUUGCUGUGCUUGUAUUCCAUGCCUGGACUCUGGGUGUGGACUCCAAGAUGGUUCAUCUCCGUCAGCCUGGUCUCAAUUCCCCCAUACCCUUAGACAUGGUCCCUGAGUCUGUUGACGACAUGUACAACGGCUGCACUGAACAAAUGUACAACAAGGUGCAGAAGGAAUAUCUGGAACAUGAAAACAGCAAUGUAGGGAUCUUCAAAGAAGCCUGGAUGAAGGCAGAAGGAUGUGCAAAAACUCUGAUGAAACGAUUCAAAAAGGACAAGUCCAAGUCCAAUUCUAAAGACAGACUUACACAUAAUCAUAUCAAGGCUAUCUGUGCUUACUCAGGAGGUCAAACUCAAAUAUACCCAGUGUUCAACCAAGCAGUCCGGACCAAUAGAACAGUGUACACAACCUCCUUCCAGUUCCACUCCCUGCAUUUCCUGCUGACUGACGCCAUUCGCCUCCUGAAAGAAAACCAACAGGGCUGCCACACCACAUACCGGAGAACCAACAUGGAGUUUGGCGGUAAAGUUAACCAACUAAUAAGAUUCGGCUUCUUUGCCUCGAGCUCUCUUGACAAGAGAAUUAGUCAAUCAUUUGGAGAGAAGUCCUGCUUUGAGAUAAAGACCUGUGCAGGAGCUUAUCUCAAGUCCUACCCAGUGUUGGGAGAAAAGGAGAAGGAGGUGUUGAUUCCACCUUUUGAGAUGUUCAAAAUUACCAAAAAGGAAAAAGGCCAGAAUGUUCUUAACUGUAAAUCUCUCUUCAAACUGGAGAGUGUAGGGUUCCAGAGCAAUCUGAAUUGUAAAGCUGUAUAGGAAAAUACAGCAGUCGAACUGUAUGUUAGUCAAUGAAUAUCUCUCUCAUUCAGAGAGUGAAACGAAACAUGCUGGGUUGCUUGUGCUUGGUUGUUCCAUGUGGAUUCCCCCAUCACUGUUGACCUGUGUUAUAUACUGUAUGUUCACAUUGUUCUUCUUCUGCCAGGUCCUUUGCUCCAUAAUGUAAGACAGGGAGACACAGGGAGAAAUCUAAUAUAGAAAUCCUGCUACCAACAAUUUCAUCACAGUUUAUGGGUUCAAAUACUAUUUGAAACAUUUUCAAAUACUUUAGCUGAGUUUAAUUUAGCUUGCCUGUUGCAAUGGAACCAAUAGAACAGUCCCCAAAGUGCAAACUCUGUCCAUCUGGCACUCCAGGCAGGUUAAAUAAAAUGCUCAAAGUAUUUGAAAGAUUUCAAAUAGUAUUUGAACCCAGGUCUGGUCAUAUAUAGCAUUAACUGUAACUAUAUUUACUGUAGCAUUUACUGUAACUAUAUUUACUGUAGCAUUAACUGUAACUAUAUUUACUGUAGCAUUUACUGUAACUAU
Molecule: messenger RNA, 1374 nt
Organism: Salvelinus fontinalis (brook trout)
Lineage: Eukaryota; Metazoa; Chordata; Actinopteri; Salmoniformes; Salmonidae
Product: erythroblast NAD(P)(+)--arginine ADP-ribosyltransferase-like
Molecular function (GO): NAD+ poly-ADP-ribosyltransferase activity; NAD+-protein-arginine ADP-ribosyltransferase activity
Source: RefSeq, a predicted model, not a curated record